AUGGGAAAGUCUUGGGUCCGUCUGUUGUGGGGCUACCCUCGAUCCUCACUUUCUCGGCAUCGCUAUUAUGGAGUCACGGAUAACCAUCAAAACAGCCAGACCGAGCUCAGCGAAAUUCGUGCUCAACCAUCCGUAUUUCCAGUGGCUUCUUUGUCCUCCUUAUCGACAAUUCCACAGGAAAGCCAUCCAUCGAUCGCGAAAACCGCCCCGGUUGCUGAGAACGAUACCCUGCUAGAACUACCCGUGGGCGAUGAAGAAACGAUAACAAGAACGAGAGCGGGGAUCGUUGACCCGACAUCACACACGCGGAAUACAGCAUGGAUUGAUGGUGUCUACCUCUGCGCCAGAGCUGGGGUCUUCAUACUCCUCAUGAACCUAGUCCUUGUCUCAAUUGCGGCUGGACUGGCUAGUAAAUACCCAGAAAAUGGUAGCUAUUCGACCACCGCAGUGAUUUAUCAAGGGAGUUGCGGUUUGACAAAACGAUGGAACACUGCUCUGCAUUUGAUUAUCAACGUGCUGAGCACGUGCAUCCUUGCUGCAAGCAACUACUGCAUGCAGACGCUUGUCGCCCCGGCCCGGGAGGAGGUCGACGCCCAUCACGCUCAAAAGAAGUCGCUUUAUAUUGGGAGUGCGAGUGUCAAGAACCUUUUGGUGAUCGGUUGCGAUCGACUAGCCUUGUGGGUAGUAUUGAUGCUUACAGCAACUCCGUUUCAUUUAAUGUACAACUCGAUGAUAUUUGAGUCUUUAUCGAUAAAUCAAUUUGACGUAGUGGUUGGACCUUAUGAUUUGGAUUCAUCAAAUAUCUGGAACCUUACGACCCCGGCAUUGGAUAAAUGCUUCUCGAGUCCUCAAUCUAUACAGCUGGGCUGGCAUGAGUUCGCCUCCCAGAUCGCCCACAGGAAUUAUGAGCGAAUCUCUACUGAGCAAUGUACCGAGACUUCCCAGAUAUCCCACCCUGGAAUUAAGGGGAUCGUCGCGCUUGCAGACAACUUGACCGUCAGCGACGGGGGAGACAACUCCAUUCUUCUGACAGGAAUCACCAGUUCGAUCAGUGAACGCAGGCCCUACGUGUCAGAUGGCAUUCCCCUGCCAGCUGCGCCGUCCGCCAAUGAAACUGCUGGCCUGGAUUCUAAUAUCACCUGUCAGUCUGAUGAUACUUUCUUGCAGAGUCUGUUCUCUUAUGAACCAGACAAAAUGGCAAGAAUUGGCGCAAAGCGGUAUAAUAUUACAGGAUGCCUCGCGAUCAAGGCCCCGGAGCACUGCCAAUUGCUCUAUAGCCCGCCGAUCUGCAUCAUUAUCAUGUUGACUGGUUGUGCAAAAGUAGCGGCAAUGUUUAUAGCGGCUAGAAUUGGUCGUGGUCGUUCGCCACCGCUUUUGACCAUUGGCGAUGCAGUAGCAUCAUUCUUAACUAAUCCCGAUCCUACCACGAAGGGCUUGUGCUGGCUCACAGCUACCGAUACCCAUAAGGAUCAGUGGACAUGUGGUAGCAGAACAGGUGGUUUUACGGCAAUCCCGCAAAAUAGCCAAGACGAGUCUAUCACCUACAAACGCCUCUCAAAGCGGAAGUUCUGGAUGAGAGCAGCAAGCGGCUGGCGUUGGACAGCAACUCUUUUCAUGUGCUUUUCGUCCAUAAUAACAGGAAUAGUCCUCUUCAGGAUGGCUAUUUCUUAUAUGCCUCCCGAACUCUCCAUAAUUUCGGCACACGACAUGAAACAAUGGUUCAGCUCUGAUGUCGAUAUUAGCAAUUACAGUAUCAUCGGAGGAAGAAUCGAGUGGAGUAUGCUGAGCGCGGUAGUGUUUGCCAACAUCCCACAACUGAUCAUCACCGUCAGCUAUUACUGCUACAAUGCCGUGUUGACAAGCAUUCUGGCCGCUGCUGAAUACAGCUCGUACGGAGCCAAACGUAAGGCGCUUCGCGUCACUUGGCCCAUCAAGGACAGUCAGCAGCGAUCGACUUACUGGUUGAGUGUCCCGUAUCGAUAUGUCAUCCCAAUUUUGGUGCUUUAUAUGGUUCUCCACUGGCUCGUGUCGCAGAGCAUCUUUUAUCUUAUGUUGGUCACAUACCUGCCGGACGACCAACCAAAUCCUGCAAAUACGAUGAGCUCUGUUGGCUUCUCAUCUACACCAAUCUUUCUCUCCAUUCUGGUUGGAAGCAUCAUGAUGCUUAUAUUGUUCACGCUAGCGUUCCGGAAAUUCAAAUCCAGGAUGCCGGUGGCGGCAUCUUCUAGUGCUGCUAUUAGUGCUGCGUGUCAUCCGUCCAAGGAUGAGGACUUGGACACGGCGGCGUUGGGUUUGGUAAAGUGGGGGAGACGAUAUCACCACCAGCUUGGGUGA
Penicillium crustosum is the source of this 2334-nucleotide messenger RNA. RefSeq lists its product as uncharacterized. The coding region runs from base 1 to 2334 and encodes 777 amino acids. The transcript is spliced from 3 exons. Lineage: Eukaryota; Fungi; Ascomycota; Eurotiomycetes; Eurotiales; Aspergillaceae. The record is from RefSeq and is a predicted model, not a curated record.